AUGAAGGACCUGCUCACCGCCCAGAGCCAAGCCUGCUGGAAGGAGCGCAUCAGGAAGGAGACUGUCGCCCGCGCCACCUGGAAGGUCAACCAUGGCCACAAGUACGCCAAGGAGAGGCCCCGGCCAGGGAAGCGGCCCCAGCAGCAGGCCGUCUUCCAUCCAGCCCUGGGAGGGGGGUCCCCGCCUGCCCCCGGCUCCCCUGACGGAAGGACCGGAAGGACCAGACUGCCAGAGACGGAGGGGGUCGGAGCCCAGCCACCCGGGGGAGUGGGAGACCAGGAGGCCCGAAGAGCAGCGCGGGCGCCCGCAGGCCAGACCAAACCGGAGACCUUAGAAAUGAGGCCGGUGCCCCUGAACACCCUGCAGCUGCUCUUCCAAGGCGUCUCUCACGACGGCCAAGGCCGGGCCUUGUACCUCCGGGAGCGGAGCCGGCAGAAGCCCGAGGACAAGUUUCAGUACCCCAUCUUGUCCUCCUGGGAGUACGGCUGGCACCUGGGGGAUGCUGUGAAGAACUCCAGGACUUCGAUAUAUGCCAAAUGCCAGUCCAUAGCAACCACCUUUCAGAGCAAAAACGGCGUCUUCUAUGUUCCUCAGCGAACAGACCAGCUAAUGUGA
This is a messenger RNA of Pipistrellus nathusii (Nathusius's pipistrelle), 615 nucleotides long. NCBI's taxonomy places the organism in Eukaryota, Metazoa, Chordata, Mammalia, Chiroptera, Vespertilionidae. The record is from the annotation of a GenBank genome assembly.